Prosopis cineraria is the source of this 526-nucleotide messenger RNA. Its product is annotated as heavy metal-associated isoprenylated plant protein 47-like. NCBI's taxonomy places the organism in Eukaryota, Viridiplantae, Streptophyta, Magnoliopsida, Fabales, Fabaceae. Bases 67 to 429 code for a protein of 120 amino acids. The transcript has 3 exons. The record is from RefSeq and is a predicted model, not a curated record.
CACAAACCCACAUAUCAUUGAAGUUUCACUCUGCACAAAGUCAAGUAUUUCCCAGCGUCGUCAAACAUGCCAAAAAAGAUAAUUAUAAAGUUGGAAGUCUGCAAUGAAAAAACCAGAACCAAGGCCAUGAAGAUAGCAGCAGUGAGACAAGGAGUGAACUCGGUGGCGAUGGAGGGCGAAGGAAGAGACCAAGUGGUGGUGACAGGUGAGGGAGUCGACUCGGUCGAGUUGGUGAACUUGCUGAGGAAGAAGCUAGGGUAUGCCACAAUUGUGAGUGUGCAAGAUGUGAAACCAGGAGACAAGAAGAAUGAGGAUGAUGAAUUGAAGCCAAUUGAAUAUUAUGGAUAUUGUGGUCCCUAUCCUCCAGCCCCAUAUUAUCAACGAGUCGUUUAUGAUCCAUAUCCUAACAAUUCUUGCUCCAUCUUAUGACGCACCUAGCACACCACAACUAAAGCAAGACAUAGAGACAUGUAUCUUUUUAGAGUUUCUAUAUAUAUAUAUAUAUAUAUAUAUAUAUAUAUCUAUA